Molecule: messenger RNA, 898 nt
Organism: Alligator mississippiensis (American alligator)
Lineage: Eukaryota; Metazoa; Chordata; Crocodylia; Alligatoridae
Exons: 7
Coding region: 1-858 (285 amino acids)
Source: RefSeq, a predicted model, not a curated record
AUGUCCUUCAGGGUGCCACAGACCUCCAAGACAGCUUCGUUGGCAAUCGCCCUGAUGUUCCACAGGCUGAUAGGCAUGGCACACCAGGGGCUGGUAGCUGGUGGCCCAGGGGCAGUGGGUCACAAGCUGGGCUCUGCACCUGGCUGCAAGACUGUGUACCAGGGUGGAGAGGACAGAGGUGAGGCCCAGGUGGGCCAGGCAGUGGUCAUUGUGGCUGCAGAGUGUGGCAAGUGCAGUGACAAGCGGAAGCUCACAGUGCUAAUUGUUGCUGCUGGGGCCUGGGUACCACCGUAUCCUGGGCUGAAAGAAGUAACAGGAUCCGGUUCCUCAAGUUACCGUUCAACCUUUUAUUCAGUGGAGCUGCCCCCGCUUGAAGAAAAGCAAGCAAGCGAGAAUGCCCAGCCACAGCCUGACACCUCCAAGGGCAGAAUGAGAGCCCGCAUGUUUUGGGACCCCGCAAAGGAGGAGAUUCUCCGGUGCCAGGAGCCCUGGGACAAGAACCGAACCAUCAGUGACCUGGGCCACUACCAGAGGCUCUGCCAGAGCACCCAAGUGGCCCUGAGGGCAGGGAAAAGGCUUGAAAAAAAGCUGAAGAGGGAGGAACGGCUGCUGCCUCUUCUUGAGCCGAAUCCUGCAGUGCUGGGGCAGAUGCAGAAAGUGAGGAGACAGCUCUUCCGGCUGGACAGACAGCAGCGGCAGAAAAAUAUCAUACUGCAGCAAACAGAGCUGAUCAUUAAUAAAAAAGAGCAGUGUGAGAAGAAAUGUCACCGGGACGAGGGGCAGCUGCGAGUCAGGGGAAGCAGUCAGAAGAUCACCUCCUCCAAGCCUGAGCCCUCAGUAUCCCUUAAAAAAUCCUGAUUCCCUCCCAUUAAGAAAUAUACCUUUAGUUAAAAAUUGA